AUGUCCUCCAAAAACGGCAGCAACAUCGUAGUCGAGUGGCUCCGGUCCCUCCACCUGGGCCAGUACUCCGACUCGUUCCUGGAUAAUGGCUACGACGACCUGGAGAUAUGCAAACAGGUCGGUGAUCCUGACCUGGAUGCUAUUGGCGUGUUUAACCCAUCUCACCGCAAUCGGCUGCUGCAGUCGGUGCGCACUUUGCGUGAAGAGGGUGCCGCCAGUGUUUACUUCACCCUUGAAGAGUCCGCUGCCAUACAGGAGGAAUGUAAGUAUGCAGCUGCUAAAGAGUGCUCUACCAGCCCUGGCCAUUCUUCUGGCAGCAGUACGCAAGAGUUGCAGCAAGUCCAUUAUGAUGAGUACGAAGAAGGCAAGGCGGAAUUAGUCAGAAUACCCAAACUUCAGCUGAAAUUGUUGCUUAGAGACAAGUUACUGCAAGAUGGGAUACGGCUCAGUUCUCAGCCCUAUACCACUCAGAAUGGCGAACGAGGUUAUUUGGAAGGUUUAGCAUCUCGAUACGCGGAUUUGUAUAACACCCACUAUCGAGACAUUUUGGAGUACCUGGACGAACUUAGGGCCGCCGAGUGGGCUGAAUUAUCACCUCGGAUCACUUUACUAGCACCUUCGUCGCCAUCCCGGUCGCCAUGCAACCUGGGCGGAAAUCUAUACUCUCAUCACUUGUAUGCGCCCGGAAAAUAUUCUCCGUCUAGCUGUUUGAGUGAUCGCGAAGAAGACGAAAUUUACGGGCUUACAACCGCUGAACGACGAUUCUCACCGGCCACUACUGUAGUCCGACCACCCGUACACUUAACUAAUGCUAUCAGACAGCACGCUGUGCAACAACCAUGUCUAAGCCCAAGAUCUGCAUAUUUUUACGAGUUUCCUCCUGCAGAUCGACCCGGUAAAAAGAAGAUCACAUUGACUCGGUUUCUGCGAAACUUCAAGACUCACAGAAGAGAUAAAUCGCGAAGUCAACAAAACGUUUCGGCCAGGGCUAACACACCCGAUUGUUUGGGUAUGACAAUGAUGGAUAACAGAAAUCGUUGUGUACCAAUGCCCGGCAGAAACCAUGUUGGCAAUCCAUCUGGGUUCGAAGAAACCAUUCAUAGGUUGAAAGUUCAAGAAGCUAUGAUCAAGAAGGAGCGUUUUGACCGUGAACACGAAGACAUCCUCCGGGAGAUACGGCAUGGGCUCUUGCGAUAUGGCGGCGCCGGACCUGGAAAACCUCCACGCAACAAUUCGGACGAGACGUACAUGUACGACGAUGACAUGCUCCGGCACUGGUAUGACGAACCACCAUAUGAAUCCGAUCCAGAGGAACUGCUUAUGGAGCAAGCCAACAACAGAGUCUAUUAUGGUUACACCAAACACAGAACGCCGCGAAACAACAAUUCCGGUUCUGUCAUAUCGUUGCGAAGCGCUGGCGACAUAUCGUUGUCCGGAGGCCAUCACAGUGGCGGCGGCGGCAGCAGCAGUCAUUACCGACAGACGGCCACAGGACUCUUGUUGCCGGCUUCCGGUUCCGGUCAACCGACCACUAUAAUACCGUUGAAGAGGCAGAACAGGGAGAGCGGAGACUACGCCACUUCUGACGUCCAAAGUGUUUGUUCUAGGAUGUCGACAUUAUCUGUGGAAACCAAUCGAUCAGAUUAUGAUCAAGAACUUUACCAUAGGCUCAGGAUGAAUGGGAUGGAUACCACAGUUUCUCCUGGCCACAGUUCAGAUUAUGCCGAUCAGGACGAUUCGUUUCUACAAUCACCUCGUCACAGUAAGAGACAACAUCAUAGAUCUAAAGCAUCCUCGAAGCAGCUAAAACAAAAUCAAAGGUCUCAUCGACAUCAUAGUUCUGUCGAAAGUUUACCUAGUACCUCUAGCAUCCAAGCUUUAAUGGGAGCAGCAUCACAAAGUUCUGAAGAAUCGCCGACUUCUUGUGAUGGAACACAGAAGUUACAAGUUUUAGCGUUGGCUCGAGCCAUUGCCAACAGUAGUCCGAAUCCAUACGACAAAGAUGCAUUAAAGUUUAAUAAAGGAGAUGUAAUAUUGGUGACUACCAUGAAUGCCAGUGGAAUUUGGAAAGGAAUGCUUAAAGGCUGUGAUAAAAUAGGUACGUUUAAAUUUGGGAAGGUCCAACCAUUGGUCAACGAAAGCAAUGGGCUUGAAAAAACCAAACAAAGUGCAAAACAUAGACCAAAGUCAUUACUUCAACUUCUAAGGACCAUAGGAAUGGAGGAACAAAUGUCUGUUUUUGCAAUGAAUGGUUUUGGAGACUUGCAAUCAUUCUGUGAGAUACGUGAAGCGGACUUGGACUAUAUGGGCAUAAUGGCUCCAGAACAAAGAGCAAAAAUAUUAGCAGCUGUUCAAGUUAUGCACGAUUAUCAAUCACCAGAAGACGAUUCCAGCAGUACUGAAGAAAACAAAACAGAUCCCAGUUGCGAUGACUCUCAAAAUGGUGGUCAACAUGCAAUUCCUACUGCUGACUUCUCAAAACUGAAGCCGACACCUAAACCACGUUUCUCAACUGACAAUGAUAAUGAUGCUCCUCUAUCAUCACCCGAGUACAAUAAAAAAACACAAAAGUCUGUUGAAGAUCGACAGCACUUUGGUGAAAAUUCUAACACUACUGUAGUAGCUACCAAACUAAAUUCGUGUACUUCUAGUGAGAAGUCUUCGGAUUCUGGUGUAAGCUCUAGUUCAUCUGUGUGUUUCGCUAAUAUGACUCGGGGAAAACACAAUGGAGGAAAUCAAUUAAACAACAAAAACAGUUUUGGAGGACACUUGGUACAGAAUGUUAAAGAUUGAUUGUUUAAAUACUACAUUUAAAGUUGAUUACCUUUUACUAAGUGAUUAGUCAUCACUGAAAUACCAAACAUUAAGAGUCACAACUUAUUUAAAUUAUUUCUUAACUUGCAUUUAAAACUCUUGGGCAUUUUCAUUGAAUUUAAAAAUCAAAAUAGUAUUACUGUUAAGUAUAUUACAUUUUCCUUUCUUUUUUGGAAUUAGCAUUUAAUGUUUCAAUACUAUUAAGAAAUGAAGCUGUUUCAUUAAAAUGCGCUAUUUUAUGUAUAGCCAGUGUUAAUUUAGAUUUUGUGAUAGUGUACUUAAAUACAAUUUGUGGGUCCAUGUUUCUUAGUCUUUGGGAUUUUCGAUUUUUAAUAUUCGUAAAAAAUUAUUUAGUCAAUUUGUUGUUGUUUACGAUUAUUCUUUUCUUUUGUUACCAUAAUAUAUAAAUGAAUAUGAUUGACUUAAAACUAGAUUGGUUUUGCUGAAAAUAAAUGAGAACUGGCCAGAAUAUAAAUAUAAUUAGUUGUUUAUGGUAAAAGCAAACCAAUAGGUUAAUAAUGAUACUGUUAGUAUUUUAGUUGGGUAUUUAGAAUAAUAUAUAUUACAUUUUCUACAAGUGUUUUUUUUUUUUUUUUAAUUUAUUGAAAGUUAUUUCAAACAUUUUCUUUUUUAUGUGUUAAAUUACAAAUUCUUUAUGUACAUAGAUUAUGCAAUAUGAACAAACAA
Messenger RNA from Sipha flava (yellow sugarcane aphid), 3501 nucleotides. RefSeq lists its product as uncharacterized. Bases 1 to 2793 code for a protein of 930 amino acids. Gene Ontology annotation, molecular function: protein binding. NCBI's taxonomy places the organism in Eukaryota, Metazoa, Arthropoda, Insecta, Hemiptera, Aphididae. The record is from RefSeq and is a predicted model, not a curated record. The transcript is spliced from 15 exons.